AUGUUUAUUCGUUAUUGCUAUAUUACUGUAGUACUUCUGAUUUUGCCUGUAAUCUGUCAGGAAAGAAACACGACAUAUGAGGUCGAUAUAAGAGAUGAGAAUCACAUGAUUGCAAAAUACAUAGCGGUUAUACUUUCUAUCAUAUUCUUGCUUUACGGAAUUAUUAGUAAUACAUUAAUGACGAUCGUGUUGUUCUGUCGCGGAAAAGAGAAUCGUUACAGUCAUGGAUUUGUUCUUAUCGCAAUACAACUGAUUAUUUGCAAUUUCAUGGCUUUUCUACCACAAAUGUAUCUUGUGUUGCCUGAAAUAUUACAAACUGAAAGCAAUUCACAUGAGAACACAAAGGCAUGGAUUAGCAUUGCAUUCUCAACCUGCAAGAGUUUUUCACUUUUUGUCAUACUACAUUUUUCGCUACUGCUGGCGGUGAAUCGCUUCGUGGCACUAAUUUUACCAAAAUACAACGCUAUUUUCGAAUCAACAAGGCUGUACUUUAUAACCGCUUUCAUGUGGUUAAUACUUUUAGCAUUACAAACUGCAGAUUCUUAUUAUUGCACCAGAAAAUUCCAUGUGUGGAACUUAUGUUGGGCAAGAAAUUGUGUAAAGUCCAAUGGAGUGCAACUUUGGUUGAGGAUUCGUGAUAUUUGGAAACUAACCAUACCUAAUGCUAUGUUUGUUAUAUAUGUUGCAAUAUUCUACAGCAUACAUCUUCAACGUCGAAGAAUUUCGGCCACUGAAAGUGAAACGAAUGGUAUGGAUAUUAGCCAUUAUGAGUGGUCCAUGUUAACGCAGGCUGUGUGGUAUUGUGGUACAAUGGAAAUUGGAAUUAUUAUUAAUAAAUAUUUGCCAAGAAUUUGGAAUAGAUAUUUCGAAAAAAACAAUAAUAUUCCAAUGAGGAUUUUUUUAAAUUGCUACAUCAUUUUCAUUUGCGCCUUACUGCCUACUAUACAUUUUAUUUACAGCGAGGAUUCACGUGAUAUCAUAAAACAUUAUUUAUAUCAUUUUUUGAAAUUGAAAAUCGGACGAAUAAAAAAUAUGGUCACCAAUCAAAGUUUUAGAACAUGA
Messenger RNA from Cercopithifilaria johnstoni, 1062 nucleotides. The record is from the annotation of a GenBank genome assembly. Lineage: Eukaryota; Metazoa; Nematoda; Chromadorea; Rhabditida; Onchocercidae.